AAAGAGAUAACUAUACUAUACAUAACUUAUAAUAUAAUGUCUAGACAACUAUUGCGCAAUGUCUUGAACAUCAGACUCGCUUCGUCAUCAGUGAUGCGAUCUGCCUCCAACAACUCGAUCAAGAUGAUGAUGUCCAGCGGUAUGACUUUGUCAUCGUACUCGGCGACUCCACUCUUCCAGCAGCAACUGUUCAGAGAUUCAUCAGUGAUGUACAACAACAACUCUGUUCGCAACUACUCCAGCGCCAUCCAGUUCAAGCUGGCAGAUAUUGGUGAGGGUAUUGCCGAGUGUGAGGUCCUCAAGUGGCACUUCAAGGUCGGCGACUCUAUCAAGGAGUUUGAUGCUCUGUGCGAGGUGCAAUCUGACAAGGCUACUGUAGAGAUUACAAGCAGAUACGAUGGUGUUCUCACCAAACUCUAUUACAAUGUUGGUGAUAUGGCCAAGGUAGGCUCACCACUAUGUGAUAUCACACCAGAGGGUUCAGAUGCCGUAGCCGCACCAGCACCAGCUGCCGCUGCUGCUAAGCCUGCCGCAGCACCAACUGCUGCAGCCUCCGCCUGCCCAUUGGAUUCGACCAACGAUGGCGACCACGAAUAUAACGAGAUCAUCGUCGAUGGUAAGACUUUCAAGGUGCUGGCCACACCAGCCGUGAGACACUUGGCCAAGGUGAACAAUGUCAAGCUGUCCAGCGUCAGAGGAUCAGGCAAGGAUGGUCGUGUAUUAAAGGAGAACCUCUUGGACUUUAUCAAUGGAAAGCAACAACCUGUACAACAGCAACAACAAAAGCCUGCUGCUGCUGCUGCUGCCCCAGCAGCCGCUGCCGCCACAGCCACCACACCAGUGUCACAGACAGAGCGCGAGAGACGUGUACCAAUCACUGGAAUCAAGAAGGUGAUGGUCAAGACUAUGAACGCCGCAGCCUUGGUGCCACACUUUGGUUACUGCGACGAAUACACAAUGGACGCACUCAUGGCCUUGAGGAAACAACUCAAGUCUGUUGCAUCUAACCGUGGCAUCAAGCUCAGCUAUCUCCCAUUCCUUAUCAAGGCCACCUCUUUGGCCCUUCUCAAGUAUCCAGUGCUCAACUCUAGCAUGUCCCCUAACGAGACUGAGAUCAUUUAUAAGAACUACCACAACAUUGGAGUGGCAAUGGAUACUCCACAAGGACUAUUGGUUCCAAAUAUUAAGGACGUACAGAAUAAGUCGAUAUUCGAGAUUGCACAAGAGUUGAACAGGUUACAAAAGGUCGGAUUGGCGGGUCAGCUGACACCAGCUGAUAUGUCGGGCGGCACGUUCUCCCUUUCCAACAUUGGCACGAUUGGUGGCACUUACGCCUCACCCGUCCUGCUGUUGCCCGAGGUGGCCAUCGGUGCCAUUGGCAAGAUCCAGAAGGUGCCCAGAUACGACGACGACGACAACAUCGUCCCAGUCAACGUAAUGCAGAUCAGUUGGUCGGCCGAUCACCGUGUGAUCGAUGGUGCCACCAUGGCCAACUUCUCCAACCUCCUCAAGGCCUACAUCGAGACUCCAAACACCAUGCUCCUUGAUACCAAGUAA
Molecule: messenger RNA, 1557 nt
Organism: Acytostelium subglobosum LB1
Lineage: Eukaryota; Evosea; Eumycetozoa; Acytosteliales; Acytosteliaceae
Exons: 3
Cellular component (GO): mitochondrion; cytoplasm
Molecular function (GO): lipoic acid binding; acetyltransferase activity
Source: RefSeq, a predicted model, not a curated record